AUGUUUUCUUUCAAAAUCUGUCAUAAUCUUUUUCAUCCCUCAGGUAAAGGGCUGCUGGUGUUAUCCGGCCAGAAGUGGUUCCAGCACCGCCGGCUGCUGACCCCUGCCUUCCAUUAUGAUGUAUUGAAGCCGUAUGUCAGACUCAUGUCGGACUGUGUGAAUGUCAUGCUGGAUAAAUGGGAACACAUCAUCCCAGAUAAGAAGCCAGUGGAGCUGUUCCAUCAUGUCAGCCUCAUGACGCUGGACACCAUCAUGAAAUGUGCCUUCAGUUACCAGAGCAACUGCCAGAAUGACAGGUCAGUAUUCGGGGAUUCCAUCACUAGUUUCCAUUAUUUAACAUAUCUAACCUACAGAUUCGUCUGUCUGCCCUAUCACAGCGAUAUCCUAUUCCAUCUGAGUCCUCAUGGAUUUCGCUUCAGGAGAGCCCUGAGGACAGCACAUCAGCACACAGAUGGAGUCAUUAAGGAAAGGAAAGAGUCCCUCAAGGAGGACAAAGAGCUGGAAAAGAUCCUUCAAAAGCGACAUCUGGAUUUUCUGGACAUUCUUCUCUGUGCUAAGGAUGAGAAAGGUCAGGGGUUGUCUGAUGAGGACCUGCGUGCAGAAGUGAACACAUUCAUGUUUGAAGGACAUGACACAACGGCCAGUGGGAUCUCUUGGACAUUAUAUUGUAUGGCCAAAUACCCCGAACACCAAGAGAAAUGUCGAGAGGAGAUCAAAGAGGUCCUAGGAGACCGGGAGACUGUGGAAUGGGAAGAUCUGGGUAAGAUGCCGUACACCACCAUGUGUAUUAAGGAGAGCAUGCGCCUGUAUCCACCUGUGCCAGGAGUGGCUCGUGAACUUACCUCACCAAUCACAUUCUCUGAUGGGCGGAGCCUGCCUAAAGAUAUAAGAAAGUUGUGGAACUGCUUUUCUGUUGGAGACUUGAACAAUAAUUGUCUUUCUUGCUUUCAGAUAUUUGAUCCAUUGAGGUUUUCACCAGAAAAUGCCUCCAAAAGACAUUCUCACGCUUUCCUCCCCUUCUCAGCUGGAUCUAGAAACUGUAUUGGACAGAAUUUUGCGAUGAAUGAGAUGAAGGUGGCCCUCGCACUGACAUUACAGAGGUUUGAAUUAUACCCGGAUAAAGAACAGGAACCCUUAAUACUUGCUCAGCUAAUCCUGCGGUCCUUAAAUGGAGUACAUCUGUACCUAAAGAAAAUAGAUUCUUCCAAAAAGACAAAAGUGUAA
Staurois parvus is the source of this 1224-nucleotide messenger RNA. NCBI's taxonomy places the organism in Eukaryota, Metazoa, Chordata, Amphibia, Anura, Ranidae. The record is from the annotation of a GenBank genome assembly.